GGCGCAUGCGCAGUGGGCGGAGCCUCCGGAAGUCCUGACGGGAAGGUCUUUUUGUUUGGGCCACUGAGAGACUCGUCACCUGCUUUCAUUCCUCUAGUUCAAUACCGUUUUUUAUCUGCAUUAAUUUCGAGAGUCUUUUAUGAAUAAUCAAAAGCAGCAAAAGCCAACGCUAACCGGCCAGCGUUUCAAAACGAGGAAAAGAGAUGAAAAGGAGAGAUUUGACCCUACUCAGUUUCAAGAAAGUAUCGUACAAGGCUUGAAUCAAACUGGCACUGAUUUGGAAGCGGUUGCGAAGUUCCUUGAUGCCUCUGGCGCCAAGCUUGACUACCGCCGAUAUGCAGAGACACUCUUUGACAUCCUGGUGGCUGGCGGAAUGCUGGCCCCAGGAGGGACUCUAUCUGACGACAUGACCCGCACCGAGUACUGCCUCUUUACGGCACAAGAAGACCUGGAGACCAUGCAAGCAUAUGCUCAGGUUUUUAACAAGCUGAUCAGGCGUUACAAGUACCUGGAGAAGGGUUUCGAAGAGGAGAUCAAGAAGUUGCUGCUGUUUCUUAAGGGGUUCACUGAAUCCGAGCGCAACAAGCUGGCCAUGCUGACCGGCAUCCUGCUGGGCAAUGGCAACAUAUCAGCCUCCAUCCUGAACAGCCUCUUCAACGAGAACCUCGUCAAAGAAGGAGUAUCUGCUGCCUUCGCCGUUAAGCUGUUUUCCACUUGGAUCACCGAAAAGGACAUCAACUCAGUCGCCGGCAGUCUCCGCAAAGUCGGCAUGGACAACAGGCUGAUGGAGCUCUUUCCUGCCAACAAACGGAGCUGCGAGCAUUUUUCUAAGUACUUCACCGACGCCGGGCUGAAGGAGCUGUCCGACUUCGCCCGUAACCAGCAAUCCAUUGGCGCCCGUAAGGAGCUGCAGAAGGAGCUCCAGGAGCAGAUGGCCCGUGGUGACCCUCAGAAGGAGAUUAUCGCCUUCACCAAAGAGGAGAUGAAAAAGUCCAACCUCUCUGAGCAGACCAUGAUCAGCAUCAUCUGGACCAGCGUGAUGAGCUGCGUGGAGUGGAACAAGAAGGAGGAGCUGGUGACCGAACAAGCCAUCAAACACUUGAAGCAAUACAGCCUCCUGCUGAAAGCCUUCACCUCCCAGGGUCUGUCUGAGCUCAGCUUAAUGCUGAAGAUCCAGGAGUACUGCUACGACAACAUCCACUUCAUGAAGGCCUUUCAGAAGAUUGUGGUGCUGCUCUACAAAGCGGAUGUAUUAAGCGAAGAGGCCAUACUGAAGUGGUACAACGAGGCCCACCUUGCCAAGGGGAAGAGCUUUUUCCUCGAGCAGAUGAAAAAAUUCGUGGAGUGGCUGAAAAACGCAGAGGAAGAGUCUGAAUCCGAAGAGGAGGAGACAGACUAAAACCUCUGCCGCCAGAUGAGCUUUUUUUUUUCUUCUUCUUCUUUUUUUUUUUUUUUUAUAAGUAGCAGCAGGAGCAGUAAACGUGUUUUCCCUUCUUUCUCUUCUACCUCCUGUUACUUAUUCUUUCUCCCUCAAAGCAAACACCUCGUCCUCCCUACACAAACAUUUAAAUGUUCUUUUUAACAAAUAAGAAGGGCUGAGUCCUGAUCCGUAACCUGUUCAGGUCACGUGGUAAAAGAUAUAACUCCUCCCCUCUUUACUUUCGGUAUUCUUAUUGUUGUAAUUUGGAGAAACAACAUUCCAUGUGACUCGCAGGUCCCUGCUGAAGGACAGAUCUGAACCGAGCUUUGAUAGAGGUCGCGUUUUUGCCAAGCGACGACGACGGCAGAUGAAAAACAUUUUGCCAAAGUUUAUUUUUCCCCUUCUGACUUUUUUCUUUUUCUUCUUAUUUUGCCCGGCUCACGUUUCGGCUCCUGUUGGGUGUAAACUUCGCCUUCUCUCUUGACUUUCGGGUAAACCUGUACCGCGUGUCGAGGUCGCUCUGGUCGUACCGUCAGAAGACACGCCCCCCUGUAAGAGGCCUCGCCAGCUAACGGAUUAUUAUUGGUUUCUACUUUCUUUAAUCUGAUAUAAAACGAUUGACUUUUUUAUGAAAUAAAGAUUAUUGAAAUGUUCA
This is a messenger RNA of Notolabrus celidotus (New Zealand spotty), 2075 nucleotides long. Its product is annotated as basic leucine zipper and W2 domain-containing protein 1-A-like. Gene Ontology annotation, cellular component: cytoplasm; membrane. Bases 140 to 1399 code for a protein of 419 amino acids. The transcript is spliced from 12 exons. Gene Ontology annotation, molecular function: protein binding. The record is from RefSeq and is a predicted model, not a curated record. Lineage: Eukaryota; Metazoa; Chordata; Actinopteri; Labriformes; Labridae.